Messenger RNA from Trichomonas vaginalis G3, 721 nucleotides. Its product is annotated as keratin-associated protein family. The transcript has a single exon. The annotation marks the transcript as partial. Lineage: Eukaryota; Parabasalia; Trichomonadida; Trichomonadidae. The record is from RefSeq and is a predicted model, not a curated record.
AUGAACAAAGUUUUGAAAUCUCAUAAACACAACAUCUCCGAUAUAAAUGAACUUCAAGCUACAUUAAAUAGUAAAGCUGACAAGAACCAUACACAUGAAUCCUUCACUACUGUUAGAGCAGACGACAUAAUAUUGAACUAUACCCUUGGUUCAAGUGCACCUUUAGAGAAUCCAAGUACAAGCGUAAAAGAUACACUAAACAAUUUAGAUAACAGAUGUAUGAACAUUGAAGGUCAUGCCAGAAACUUUGAAACACAUGAACUACCAGCAAUGUUAGAUAAGAAAGCUGACAAAACUUAUGUAGAUGAAAAUUAUGCAAAGAAGUCGGAAGUAAAUGCUGCGCUUAAUGGAAAAGCCGACAAGAACCAUACACAUGAAGAAUUUCAAACAAUCAGGAUUAAAGAAAUUAAGGCAUGCAUUGAAGAAGUAACAAAAACAGGAAGAAACGGUGCAACUGUACAUGAACAAAGAAUUUAUCCUCCUACUUUUCCUAAUGGUUUAAUAACAAACAAUAUAAAUAUUGUAGAUGGCAAAAGAUUUAUAAAUGUUAAACAUGAACUUCUAACAAUGAAGACUGAAAUACUUCAAACAUUAUAUCCUGUUGGUUCUAUUUAUACGUCAAUGAACUCAACAAAUCCAGCAAGUGUUUUAGGUUUUGGUACAUGGCAGCAGAUUGUAGACAAAUUCUUAUACUGUGCUAACUCUUCAAAGCAAACAGGAG